Messenger RNA from Oreochromis niloticus (Nile tilapia), 974 nucleotides. RefSeq names its product calcium binding protein 5a (gene cabp5a). Gene Ontology annotation, cellular component: cytoplasm. The transcript is spliced from 7 exons. Bases 206 to 757 code for a protein of 183 amino acids. The record is from RefSeq and is a predicted model, not a curated record. Gene Ontology annotation, molecular function: calcium ion binding; calcium channel regulator activity. NCBI's taxonomy places the organism in Eukaryota, Metazoa, Chordata, Actinopteri, Cichliformes, Cichlidae.
ACCCACACACACCCACACCCUCAUACAAUUUCCAAGCGUCCUGGCAGUCUGGGCACAAAGGGUCGCGACACACUGAGAGGCACAAGCUGUUGCGGUUAAUCAGAGACAGCGCUUACACUGAGAAGACUAAGGAAGAGGAGGAAGGCAGGGUGGUUUUUGCACUGCACAGGUCAGCUGCAGGUCCUCAGCUCCAGAGAGCUUGUGUAUGAUGCGUUUGGCUGACAAACAGAAUUCAUCUGAGGAAGAAAUGAGCUUUGGGGCAGCGUGUAUUUUCUUGCGGGGAGGGAAAAACAUUACAAGAGAGCUGGCUGAUGAUGAGAUUGAUGAGCUGCGUGAUGCAUUCAAUGAGUUUGAUAAAGACAAGGACGGACUGAUCAGCUGUAAGGACUUGGGCAACCUGAUGAGGACAAUGGGUUAUAUGCCCACUGAGAUGGAGCUGAUCGAGCUGAGCCAAAAUAUCAACAUGAACCUCGGUGGCAGAGUCGACUUUGACGACUUUGUGGAGUUGAUGGCCCCGAAACUGCUGGCAGAGACGUCUGGAAUGAUCGGUAUGAAGGAGCUGAAAGAUGCCUUCAAAGAGUUUGACAUGGAUGGAGAUGGAGAGAUCACAACAGAGGAGCUGCGAUCAGCCAUGAUAAAGCUGAUGGGAGAGCACAUGAGCCGGAGGGAAAUCGAUGCCAUAGUGAAAGAGGCCGAUGACAACGGGGAUGGCACAGUAGAUUUUGAAGAAUUUGUCAGAAUGAUGUCCCAUCAAUGACAGUCCAGGACAAGGCCAGUCAGGAACAUUCAUUUGCACCUCUGCAAACACGCACUAACACUGAUGCUGUUCUUUUCUGGGCUUGCAAAAACAACACAAACACAAGAAAUGUUAAAAUUACAUGCUGGAAACAAGCAAUAUCAGACUGAUCUCAGAGCGGAUUUUAUAGCUAUGCAAAUAAUAACAAUUUGUAAUGAUUUUUCAAAUGUAAGAGUGC